Molecule: messenger RNA, 3528 nt
Organism: Sclerotinia borealis F-4128
Lineage: Eukaryota; Fungi; Ascomycota; Leotiomycetes; Helotiales; Sclerotiniaceae
Source: the annotation of a GenBank genome assembly
AUGCCCAUCUACAAUAACCUCUAUUCGAAUCUUGCACGUCAAGGUUUCGCAAAAUCGGUUACUCACGGUUACGCUCAAUCGGUCGUUGCCGCAACUCAUCCUCAAGCGCUAGCAAACCAAAACCGACCUGGUCUCGGAUUACAACGCCGAACUAGCAAACUCGGUCAUCUUCCUACUUACACUUUCCAAAAUGCUUUUCACACAAGCUCCAAUUCGACGGUCGUUCAGGAUAGGCCAGAAGGAUUAGAAAUAUUAUCGGAUGCCUGGAAGGCAAAUGAACUCGCCAAGGAAGAGAAGAAAGCUCAAUUCCCAAAAUGUAUCGAAUGGAAGCCAGCUUCUAUUCAGGUAGAUGGAGAGGGAAAGAGUAACAUUGUGGCUAGUGAUGCGGUGAAGGAUACCCCUAAGCAAGCUUCGAGGGCGUAUAGCACUAGCGCGGUAGAUGACAUCAAGCAAGUUCAUUUUGAAGCCGAGGAGGAAGCUGCCCUGGCAAAGAUUGAUGCGGCCAUCGAGAAGGAGAUUCAGUCGAGAGAGAAUCAAGCUGCAUUCGAGGUGGAAUUGAGCGUCGUUGCGGCACGUGUACCAACUCCUCCUAUUGCGCCAGUUCAGUCACCUGCUCUCACAGUCGAUACUAUCUUAGAGAAAUCGGAACGAUCACGAUCGCCUGUUAGCUCUGCCACAUCAAUCGCCUCACCAUCGGAUCUUCAAUCAUUGAGCUAUGCCGAACAUCUUACCAAACUUGCGGAAGGCGGCAGACAUGCUGAAAUUCCUGCUGUGUUUGAGGCAAUGCUUGUCGGAGGUAUCAAACCAACGGCAACUGCAUAUAAUGCCCUUCUUGAUGCCGCAAUUCACCUUCCUGCUGAUCAGAUCCAAGUUGUUCCAAAGGCUCUCGAUGUUUAUUCUGAUAUGAUUAGACGAAAGGUAUUACCAGAUACUGCGACAUACAGCACGCUCAUCAAGUUAGUUGCUUCUCGAUCGAUUACUGUGACUUCGUUGAAACAGACAUUGGAAGAGAAACGUGUUAGAUUUGGUGGAAUGGAGGAAGCUGGCAAAUUUAUGUUUGCUUCCAACGAACUAGAGUUUGCUAUCCUUGCCGAAGAUGACAGGUUAGAUCUUGCUGUCAGGUUGUUUGAUGCAUCAAUCUCGUACCACACGGAUCGAUCAUUCCCAGCAGAGACUUAUCAUCAGCUCAUAUCUGCCUGUGCUGAUGCUGGUCGCGUUCCAGAUAUGGUACGAUUGUAUGAACACAUGGAGACUAGCAAGGUUGUACCAUUGGCCGCUACUUUCCCACCUAUGAUUAAGGGUUUUACUCAAUCGGGUGAUUUGAGCAGUGCUGUCGAAUGUUACAAUGAGUACAAGGAGCUGGCUGUUGCAGAUGACACUGGCAAACUUCAACUACCUGAUCGUCAAGACGCACAAAUCUAUGCUUCCGUUGUCAAAGCUUAUGUCACUUCCGAUAAAAUGGAGGGUGCCAUGAAGUUUUACAACAGAAUCAUUGAAGGAUAUGGAGAAAAUGUUGAGGCUUUCCGGGACGUACUUGUCGAUGAAGGUUUCGUUCAGGGUCUCCUUGAGCGUAACAUGUUGACUGAAGCUCUUAGCUGGGCUGAAGGUCUGCAAACUGCCACCAAGUCCAUGGUUAUGAGCACGAUAACUAUGCGUGCUGCCGACAAGGGAGAGAGAUCUGUUGCUGUCGCAGCUUUCUCGAACGUCAACCCUGACCCAAGCAUUGCCAAGCCAACUAUGGCAAUGUUGGCUUUGAGUGUUCGCAGUGGAGAUGUCGCUGCAGCUCAAAGAUACUGGGGUAUACUAACUGCCGCUGAAAUGCCUGUAUCGUCUGCUUUCAUUGAACCAACUGCCAUGUUCGCCGUUGCAAUGAUCGGCUCUGGACAGGUCCUCGAGGGUCUCACGCAAUCUGAACAGAUGUUCUCUAGAAUUAAAGAAUCUGCCACAGAUGCCAAUUCUCACCUGGCUGAUGAGGUUGAAGAGGGUACUGAGUUCAUUUCCCGAUUCAUGAAGUCACACGGUAUUAUUGAUCCCCGUGAUGCAACAGUACCGGAAGCUAUGUAUCAACAAAACUUCCAACCUGCAGUAUAUGUUGCGCCACCGACAUUCGAGGACACUUUUGAUCCAUAUGCCGCCUCUACCGAUUUCAAGGGUUCCACUCUCAUUGCUGAUGAGCUUGAGAGAGGAGCUGGUCGUGGUAAAGGAUCUAAGCUUAAUGAUGCCUUGGGUAGAUUCAAAAAUAUGCGUCGCGCUGGUCGUCACCCAAGGUACAUCACCUACGCCAAGCUUAUCUCUGCUGCUGCUCGCGAAGAGCGAAUGAACUUGGUCAAUGAUAUCCUUGGCAUGGCACGAUCUGAUGUACCUUUACUUGUACAGUAUCCUAUUGUUCGAUAUGGGUGGGUUUCAAUACUUGAUGCUAUGGUUGGUGCUUGCCUGACUCUUGGUAACCGCCAUCUUGCUGCUCAAUACCACCAAGAACUACUCGAUAUGGGUGCUGCACCAACAGCGAAUACUUUCGGUCUUUAUAUUACAACUUUAAAGGAGUCAACAAAGACUUUUGAUGAAGCCUCAGAAGCUGUCAAGAUCUUCCAUCGUGCUAAGUCCGAGGGCGUUGAGCCUUCAUCCUUCUUAUACAAUGCUCUUAUCGGUAAGCUCGGAAAGGCUCGUCGUAUCGAUGAUUGUCUCUUCUACUUUGCUGAGAUGCGUGCUCUUGGUAUUCGACCAACUAGUGUUACUUAUGGUACUAUCGUCAAUGCUCUCUGCCGUGUCAGCGACGAGAAAUACGCGGAAGAGUUAUUUGAAGAGAUGGAAUCCAUGCCAAAUUACAAGGCCAGACCUGCUCCAUAUAACAGCUUAAUGCAAUUCUUCCUCACUACCAAGCGUGAAAAGAGCAAGGUUCUCGCAUACUACGAACGAAUGAAGUCCAAGGGUAUUCAACCAACCAACCACACAUACAAGCUCCUCAUCGACACUCACGCUACCCUCGAACCUGUUAACAUGUCAGCCGCUGAAGCCAUUCUCAAUAUCAUUCGUAGCAAUGGUGAGAAGCCAGAAGCUGUUCACUUCUCUUCAUUGAUUCACGCCAAGGGUUGUGUUAUGCAUGAUAUGGAAGGUGCUCGCAAGGUUUUCGAUUCCGUCAUGGCUGAUUCUUCCAUUCGUCCUCAAGCAUGUCUCUACCAAGCAUUAUUUGAAUCCAUGGUCGCCAAUCAUAAAGUCAUCGAUACCGAAUCCGUUCUCUCAGCCAUGUCUGCAAGAGGUGUUUCAAUGACUCCAUAUAUCGCCAAUACUCUCAUUCAUGGUUGGGCCAACGAACGCAAUAUCGAAAAGAGUAAAAAGAUCUUUGCAACAGUCGGUCGCGAAAAGAGAGAACCAAGUACAUACGAAGCGAUGACUCGAGCUUACCUCACCGUGGAGGAUCGAGAUAGCGCGAAGAAUGUGGUGCAGGAAAUGCUGAGUAGAGGUUAUCCAGGAGCGGUCUCGAAUAAGAUUCUGGAAUUACUUGGGGGUGGUCACGCUGAAACUUCUUAG